Suillus discolor is the source of this 665-nucleotide messenger RNA. Its product is annotated as ribosomal L27 protein-domain-containing protein. Gene Ontology annotation, biological process: translation. The record is from RefSeq and is a predicted model, not a curated record. NCBI's taxonomy places the organism in Eukaryota, Fungi, Basidiomycota, Agaricomycetes, Boletales, Suillaceae. Gene Ontology annotation, cellular component: mitochondrial large ribosomal subunit; ribosome. The transcript is spliced from 5 exons. Gene Ontology annotation, molecular function: structural constituent of ribosome. Bases 89 to 490 code for a protein of 133 amino acids.
AUCGGCGCGUGAUCUUAAGUUAUCCCUCAAGCUUAACCAACAUCAUCCAUCGGGCUUCACUAGUACUUUCGACCGAGGCUCAGACGUUAUGUCCUUUUCUUUUCUUGCUCGGUGCUGUGAAACAGCAAGAAGUCCAUUCUCUUUACUUGGUUCCGUGCGGACUGCCACCAAACGUGCUGGAGGAACAGUUCGAAACCAUGGAGGAUCGCCGGGUAAGCGUCUGGGUCUCAAGAAGUUUUCUGACCAGCAUGUCAUUCCCGGCAACAUCAUAGUACGACAACGGGGAACGCAAUUCCACCCAGGGCAGAAUAAUAGGGUCGCGACCAUACUAUAUAUGCCACCACACCCUGGCUUCGUACGAUUCUACAAACAAAAGUGGCUACGAGGAGACCGGAAGUUUAUUGGUGUACUAGGUCGCAGUCGAUUCUUUGGCCUCGUCGACUUGAAUGCUUUCGCUAAGAGCGGCCCAUCAUCACAAACUAGUGCAUGAGUGGGUUUUGAUUCGCCCACGGUUUCAGGGUGUUGGCUACACAACUGUCGUCGCAUUUCUAGGCCCGUUGCACUCAGCAUAGUACUGGGCAGUGCGCACUUUUUUGCCAUAAUAUUUUUAGCGCAUCUUUUAUAUAUAGAUGAUAAAUCUCAUAUGCAUUGCUAUUGCUGCGUCU